Messenger RNA from Porites evermanni, 9641 nucleotides. NCBI's taxonomy places the organism in Eukaryota, Metazoa, Cnidaria, Anthozoa, Scleractinia, Poritidae. The record is from the annotation of a GenBank genome assembly.
AUCUCGUUCAAUUUAAUUUCAGGUCUUGUCUCCUCGUCCUCCCAUAAUGACCAUGGUUUAAAAGCUGUUUUCAGCAUGGGCGGAAUAAAGGGUGACGUCUUUUUUUCUCAGCCUCAAGUUAAGGGCCCCACAAGUGUUAUUGUCAACUUAACUGGCGUCAAUGAAACUCUGAUGUGGAGCAUUAAAGAGCUGCCAAUGAUCUACGAUGGUAAUGCGGCCUUCAGCUGUAACUCAAGCGCAGUGGGAGCAGUGUUUGAUCCUGAGAUGGCCAUGAAAGCUGCAGACUACGCCACCCAGUGUAGGUUUAGCAGUAAUUCAAGAUUUGAGGCCUGCGCAGUUGGAGACUUGGGGAAAAUGCUUGGAGACAUAACACCGAGUAAUGCAGAAAUGAAUCACACAGAUCAGAACUUGGUCAUUCCAACUAGAGGACCUCACAACAUUAUGGGUAGGACACUUGUCCUUUACAGCGGCGACACUCCCAAAGCAUGCGCACUAAUACGUCCUAAUCAACACAUGAUAACAACUGCUGUAGCCGUUUUCAAGGCUCCAGUUGCGGGAUUUAUCUAUUUGAGACAAGCGAAUCAGCAUUCGGAUACUUCUAUUUUUGUUGAUCUCUUUUAUGUCAACGAUGCACAAUCAUCCAAACAGUUUACUUGGCAAAUAAACCAAGGAGUGGUCGACGUUGACUCCUCAGACCAAACAACCUACUGCAAGCCACUGGGCGAGAGGUUCAACCCUACAGACAGCAAUAGUGAAAACUGUAACCAGACCAUGCAUGACAAUUGUCCCAUUGGUGACCUGUCUUCCAAGCAUGGAGAUGUCACAGUUUCCUUGGCAACCCCAACGCAAUCACAAAAUAAAGUGGCCUUCACCGACACUAACUUGCCCUUAAGUGGCGCUAACUCUGUUAUCGGUGAAACGAUAGUUUUGUUUUCAGUAAGCGACCCAGGAAAGCCAAUCGCCUGCGCAAAGAUCAUGACUCUGAAACGAAAGGAGUUUGAAGUUUCUUUUAAGGCUUCCGUCAAUGAUGGUGUAAGUGGAUCUAUCAAGUUUACUCAGGCAUCUCCCUUUGAUCCCACAACAAGUGUAUUCAGCCUAAUUGGUCUCGCCGAGAAAGCUGAAGGGUAUCACAUACACGUUUAUCCAAGCCCCGAGUACAAGCAUUUGUCCGCAAAGGAUUCGUGUUCUGGACUUAUCGCAGGAGAUCACUGGAAUCCAUUCAACAUCAAUAUCAAGACAAGCCCUCCUGCAGGCACAGGUAAUUACAGUGUAGCUUCUUUUUUAUUUUAAACUAGCUUUUACAAGGUUUAAUCAAGAGAAAAAUCAACGAGAAUAUAUAAAAUGAUGACCAAAUGGAAUUCAAAAUGCUCUGAUCUUUUGACGAAUUCUCUCCGUAAAUUCUUUAAGGAACUAUCCUGGUAUGGAGAUCGGUUUGGAGAACUGGAUAUUGAGACGUAAAGGGUUAACGUAGACUUUCUCAAAGUCCUUCGCUUCUCAUUUCCGGUUUCAUGUAAUUGGCCCCCGAGCUUUCGCUCUCUCGCUCGCUUUUGCCGCAGAAAACAUAAAAAUCUACCGCUCGCGCUUCGCGCUCGUGACAAAAUUUGAGCUCUACUUGUAGGCAAGUCAAGGGUUAACGCUGUUGCGACUUCUGUUUCGUGCUACACAUCCUAUGCACGUUUUGCAAAGUAUCACGGAAAUUAUCACAAAUGUCCGUGCCAGCUUUCGCGGGAAUGUUAAAGUUACGCCCACUGAUGCAUGCCAAAAAAUUGCCUCUGAAUAGCAAGGGAAACGCUAAGUUCAUUCCUCAAGGUUUAGGUAAAUUAUGAUCAACGCUUUUUACUAAGCGAUUUCCCCAAACAGCACCGUCAAACCUGAAAACCUUGGACUUCAAUUCGGAAAAAUUAAGGAAUCCUUUAAUUCGAAUUUAAGAUGCCAAAAAGGCCACAACGUGUGAAACAGACAUUGGGCAUUCAUUUGAUACCAUAUGCAUUGUACAAUAAAAAUCUGUAUCUUGAACAACCAUGUCUAGUUUACCAACCCUCCUGCUUUUAAUGCUACCUAUUGAGAUAAAUAUUGCCUCAUACAUCUUAUUUUGUAUCUCAAAGACCUCUAAGUCAACGGAAUUUUUUAACCCUUUAAGCCCUAAGAGUGGUCAGCAUGAAAUUUCUCCUUAUAAUAUCAAUGCUUUAGAAAACAGAGUGGUGAUGAGAAUUGAGUACAUGAUCAGGGAAGUCUAAUUGAUACUUCAACAAAUACUCCCCACUACUUCUAUUGAAAACGUAUAGGGACAACAAAUGCGAAUAACAAUUUUAAUAUUAGGGUUAAAAGGGUUGAGAUGCCAUAGCUGAGACGACAUUGCGGAGAACGGCACAGCCAUUGCUUUGCAUGAUAGCCUGAGAAAACACUAAAACCGACAUCUCAAGGCGCCACCACUGGUUUCCUCGCGAAAUAACAGGGAGCUUAAGCAACGACGACGGCGACGGCAACAAGAACGGCAAAAAAGCAAUAGGUUUGGAUUGGUAACUGACAACAACUUUGCAAGUGCAUCACGCUUUUUUGUCAUUUCUCAACCGUCGUUGCACGACUACAAGUAACGUGAAAUUUCACGUUUUGUCGAGGACGGAAACACAAGACAACAAAUUUCUUUUUCUUUUCCUGAACUUUGAUACAGUCCUUUAGAAUUCAACUCCAGAAAAAAUUGCCAACUUUUGACGAAUUAAACGAGAUGGAAUAAGCGCGAUAAAGUUUGAAGCAGCGCGAAUUCACUUUUUAAAUGACGUUUUCCUAGCCGUCGCCGUCGUUAAUUUGUUGCUUAAACUCCCUGUUACGUCUGAGAAACGACUGCAGAUCGAGAUUCCAUACUGAUGAAACUUUUCGAAAGCCAACUAUUUGUUUGUUUGAUUGGUUCUGCCCGGCGUUGCUGAUCGGCUCUUGCUUUACGUUCAUAAUCCUUGUUACUCGCGCAUGAGAAUUUCAACUUAUGAAAUUUUGAAAUGAAAUAACUGCAAAAAACACAUAUACGCUCUUCCCACGUACGGUAAUAUGCCCGUCUAACCUCGUUUUUGAGUAAAAAAUCCUUUGAAAUGCUAAUCAGACGACGUUUUCGUAUUUGAAUUUCAAAAGAAUUUUUACCCGUAAACGAGGUUAGACGGGCAUAUUACCAUAUGUGAGAAGAGCGUAUUAUGUUUCGUCUUCUAAGACGUGCAAACAGCGAUUUUUCACCUUGUGAAAACUUAACAAAUAGGGUACUACACCAUUUUGUCUAUUUUCUAGGAACGGACGAUGAAUAUGAAAUCGGCGACUUGAGUGGAAAAUACGGAUCCUUUUUAAACCUUACAGAGUACAUCGAACAGCACGAGGAUUAUAACCUGCCACUGUUUGGAAGGUACAGCAUCCAGGGCCGUUCGCUUGUUAUCCAUAAACUGAAAAAAGACGGAAACAAGCGAUGGGUUUGUAACAAUCUCAUGCCAGUAAAUGAUGCAGGGACUUUGUAUUUCAUGAAAGCUAGUGCAAAUUUUACUGGACCGACACUGUCAGGAAUGAUUUUAAUGGUGAGUUGACAUAACAAUGACUUCACAUGUAUCUGUAGCAUUGUAAACCAUUAUUUCAAACACUCCAUUCUGGCACUACUACUAGGGAGCAAUAGAAACGACGACAGCGACAGCAACGAAAAAAAAAAAAGAAGAAAAGAACAUUUUUUUUACUAGUAGCAAACUUUCUGGUACUUUUCUUUGCUCCCAUUGCAUGUAACCCCGAAAACCUGAUGUUAAAGUGCCUUAGCCCCUGUUAUAUGGCAAAGGGGGUGGCCCUCUCAGCCGAGUAAGCUCUAGCGCACGUUCAUAUGAGAAAAUAUUCAAUCCUUUUGCCCAAGACAAGAGCACUCGCGCAUGUUCUGAUUGUCUCGCCUUCGCCGAGCUGACCCGGCUGGGUGAGCCAAAGUGUUUAUAUAGGGAAAAGUUACCCUCCCUAACAUUAGAAAAGGGUGACCGCUACGCUAGUCAGAGUAAAUUCAGGCGUUUCUGGAGGAAAUGGAGAUCAUUUGGUGUCCGUUUAAGAGAGUUUUCAUUUAAAGAUAAUUUUUCAUUGACUACUUAUUUCUUGCUCUUUUCACACCAGUAAAUUUUACAGACUGCCGAGGAUACUGCUUGUUUGCGGACCGUCGAACCUCACAACGGCCAUGUCGGCUGACAAGAAUAAAAACGUCUUUUUCCGCUAGAAACUAAACUCAUUUUCAUGCAAAUUCUGCAAAAAAAAUGUUUUAUUUUGUUAACUAACAUGGCUGCCUUGUAACUUUGGUGCAAACCAAGAGUACCCCAUCGGCAAGAACAUUAACCCUUUAAUUCCCAAGAGUGACCAACAUCAAUUUUCUCCAAACCGGAAAGGAAACAUUAUGAGAACUGGUGAGCACCAAAGAAAAAGUGCUUUGAUCUCUAUUAAAUUCUCCCAACUAAUUCUCUAAGAAAAUGCAUGGAGAUGAGUCUGGAGAAUUUGUAUGGGGAUAUUGCGGCUUAAAGGGUUAACACGAGAACAUUAAACUCCUGAAUCAGUGUUCUGACUAAGAGUUUUAUGUGGCUGAAAUGAACAUUGCUUGUCAUUUAUUCAAGUUAAGCGUAAAAUUUUCUUUUACUAGGAUCAGUACUUUUCAAGCGAGGAGAAUACUGCUGCUGAAGAGUCCACUAUUUUCGUUGAAAUCAUGAAUGCAACCCAAGCACCGGUCGUAAGUUAUUCUACAUUGUUAUGCAGAUAGUCGUUAAUUAUGCUUAUAUCUCUAUGCGUUUUGUCCUCGUGCCUACAAUGAAACGGUCAAAAGCGAAGGUUUUCGAUAGUGGAGGUUUAUGGCAACGGGGGUUUACGAGAACGCAGGGCAAGAUUUUUAUGGACGGUCGGCGGUAAAAAUUUUCAAAAAGGCUUGGACGUAAUAACAUCACUUGCAUAACCCGGCUUCGAUCCUGAGUGACCAGAGAAAAUACAAGAAAUGUACACUCUAAAACCAUUAUUUUAUUUCCUCUGAACUGAAUUUUUCAUUUGAAUUCAAAUUUGUUUGUUACACUAUAAUCUUCUUCACUUUCGGAGUUCGAUUCUAGAAGCAAGUUAAAAAACGGAGUGAAUAGACGAGAACAUAACUGGCUGUUUAACUGAAUUCGCGACUUGAUAACCAGCGGGUAACGACAGCGCGCGAAAUUUAUGCGUUUUUGAUGUUAGUAUGGCAGCCUGUGCUAAAUAAGAAAGAGAAAGGAUCCGUAAGUUUUCCAGUCGGGAAUAUACUAACUGCAUUUUCUUCAUUCAUAACCUUCUCUCCUAUAUUGCCCGUCAACUAGUGUUAUUUUCUUUGUCAUCAGAUCGGUUACCAUAAGUGGGACGUACGUAGCAAUCCUGUUGGUAACGAUGCUACUGCUGCUGAUUCCAGCAAGAGGUGCCAGAGUUUGGAUGGACAGUUUAAUCCCUAUAAUGUUUUUACUGAGGUAAGGUUCCUGAAGCUGCCGGUAGAAAUAAAUUAAUUUACAACAAACCUUUCCUAACAUAAAGGGCUUUCACAGGAACUGAUAAUGAACAGUCGAACCUCCCGUAAGCGACCACCCAAAAUGCUUAUAUUUAGUGAUCGCUAACGGUAAUUGAAUCACAUUCAGAGAAAUGGUCCCGACACAUCUACUUGUUGGAAGAGAAAUUAAAUAUGCACUUUCUAAGUUAUGUAAACAUGUACGGUUCAAUUCCAUGUUUUUGGCACUGAAAGUUCAUCGUACACCUUAUGCAUCUCAGUGGCCGAUCCAGGGGAGGGGCCCGGGAGACCCGCCCCGCCCCCUUAUUUUUAGACCAAACUAUUUUUUUUGGAGACCAGGCCCCUCUCUUAUGGAUGACCCCUCCCCUCCCCCCCCCCCCCCCCACCCCCCAGCUCGUCCUCCCCCCUCCUCUCUCCUCCCGGGGCGGCACACACAACACACAGACACACCCCACAGCAACCACUGUAAUCACAGACAGGCGAAAAAAUACAAAAAAAAAAAAAAAACAAGAACAAACAAAAAGGACAGGAAGCUCAGAACCAAGAGACUCUUUAGACGCCCCCCCCUCGUUCAGUGUGGGCGCGCCUCCGGGGGGGGGGGCGGCGAGGCCCCGCCCCCCCCCCUUUUUUUUUCCCCAACCUUUUUUUUUUGGGAACCCCCCCCCUCUCUUUGGGUCGCCCCCCCCCCCCCCCCCCCCCCCCCUUCUCGGAGGGUCGGGACCCGCCACUGUAUCUUCUAUCGUGGUACAUACAGCGAACAAAGAGACCAUACUAUGUGUCAAGUGGUCUCUCACAGAAGAGCAAAAACAAUGGAAAACUAUAGAAUCGUCAGACCCGAAAAGAGGUCGUGGUCGCUUACCAGAGGUGGUCGUUUUAGAGAAAUUCUAAAAUUCUGUAGGGCGUUGACUGGGAAAAAUUUGGUGUCAGUUUUGGAUCCGUGGUCGUGUUGGAGGGUGGUCGCUUACGAGAAGUGGUGGUCGCAUAUGGAGGUUCGACAGUAUCAUGUUUAUUCACUUCUAUUGUUUGUAUCCUCUGGGCCUCAAAACUGUUUUCAUGACGCGGUUAAUGCACAGCAUAAUUCGCUGCAUAUUCUUUUAGGUUAUGAGACUUUGUUUAAGUUAUGAAGACAAGUGCAACUCGAAGCAGUCGACGGACUUUGUUUAAAUAUAAGCUAGCAAAAAAAACUGUGUUUUCAGCAAAAUAAUUAUAACAUAACAGAAAAGGGGAUACAAUUCAGCAAAAGGAAAUGAAAAAUAAGUACGUCAUUCCUUCUUGUCAAUGGGAAUUGUUUUGUAAUAUAUGUUGCUUAUUAUUCAGGGAAACUACCCCUCUGCUUGUGGCCCAACAAACAUGCUUCGCUGUCAGUCAGGAGACAUGAGCAAAAAACACGGAGUAUAUAUGGUGGGCGAAGGUCGACAACUGUACAAUGAUGUUAGCCUGCCAUUGUUUGGCCACAAUUCAGGUGCGAGUCUUUCUGUCGUAAGGUAUUUGAUGCCGCUCAACUAAAAGGGAUAUAGGUGUUCAGUGUUGAAACGUAAAAGAUCCAGUCUCCUCUUACAGAGUAAUAAAAAAUAGUCACUCUAAAAGAGCUCUCUUAGAAAUUCCCCCUUAAAAGGCUAUACCUAAUUAGUAUAUUCAACUAGUGGUCUAUUAUCAAUGCUGCGUUCUGAUUGGUUAAGCUACUGCUAGGCCAUAUGUUAAGCCCUUUAGUAGCGAAAAGCGCCGACUUUUUGGCGGCAAAAAAGGAUUAAAGUCUAUUGUAGCUUUAACUUGCUAAAGUUGUUUUGUCUUGAUAUUUUUGACCAACUAGUUGGAGUUUACUAAAACAAUUAUUCCUCUCGUCCUCAUGGCCUCUGAUUCGAUAGCCCAUUCGGCCUUCGGCCUCCUAGGCUAUUGACUCAGAGCCCAUUCGGGCUCGAGGAAUAAUUGUUAAAUAAGUGGAUAGGGAUUAAUUCACAAAGGGGAAGGAUUGCGGAAUAUCAAAAUAUCAACACGGUGUUGUUAUUGAAAUUUGUAUGAGAAAAAUGAUGGUGAAUAUUAUAUCAAAAAAUGAUAUAAAAGACGAUGGUGGUGAUUGACAUUAUGAGAGUCUUAUGAUAUUUCCGCUUCUCUCUCCGUUAAUCACUUUCUCUCUGGUAGCACACUUGUCAAUACAGUAAACUUGAACAAAACGGGGGCCACCAAGAAAUUGCUAGAGUACGUAAGAUUUGUUACAUCGAGUGAGCCAAAAAAUACUCCAAUCUGGAGUCAGUCUGUUCCAGCCAAAUGAGGACAUACAUCUGUCUUACAGUGCUGCCCUGGUCUGUUGAGUUCUUGCAAAGCUGAGGUUUUAACGUGUUAUUAACUUUAAUGCUAUUCGCUUGUUAACAAACUGAGCUGUCUGUAAUAGAAGCCUUUCCACAAGAAGAGGAUCAACUGUGUUGUCAAAUCGAAGAAAAUUUUCAUUGAAUGCCCCUUGAUUUGUCAGGGUUUCAUCCAAAAACAGUCAAGAUUUGUUUCCAGUUUUCUUCUUUCUUGAUGGGAUUAGAAGUUGCAAUUCAUUUCUGGCAGUUUGCUAUUUAACCCACAAUGGAGGUCAAAAGUGUUAGGACCUUUCCAGUGAUAUUAGUAAAACUAGCGACCCCUCCCCUGUCACCCCAAACAAAGUUGAAUUUUGAGCAAAAUUGGGCGGAAAGGAGUGCUUUUUUUGGCCACAAGAUUGCUGGGGGAAGUGAGGGGACGACGGGUUGAACCCAAAAAUUUUCAUUAGGAGCGGAGUGCUACGUAGCAAUUACUUGAAAGAGCUUUUUCACACAGUCCCAAGUUCUUUUGUCCUCCAUUGGAGACUUGAACCUCUACUAAUCAUAUCACCUUGCAAGGCUACUUGUUAAAAAAAAAGAUCGAUCACUUGUUGUCAUUUGUUUUCUCAGUUGUCGGCCAUGGUAUAGUAUUGCACCGACAAGAUAGCAUUGGUUGUGCGAACAUUGAGGCUGACUCAUCGCUGUUUGUGGAAAAGUCUCUGGAAUUUGUUAAAGCUAGCUCCUUUUCCAAGUGAGUAUAACCUCAUGUAUUAGAAAUUAUUUUUAACUGGGCAUCAUUUUCAGAGAAUUAAGGCGUCUCAAGGUUCGUUAUGGCAUUGAUUUGCUAGUACAGAGAACUCAGCUUGGUUAUGAUAUUCGAUGUUCGUAACUUCUAACUCAACACAACUCAUAAAAAACUUAAUGAAUGUCACGUCGACCUUAGGAUUUCUGGAUCCCAGCCUUAUCAGGUUGGCUUUCCUUAGAAAAAACACUUUGUUUCACUUGUCUUUCUUCACCCAGGUGAAUGACCCAGAACCGCAUUAGUUUCCGCCAAUUAGUGUUGUCCAAUAGGCCUUUGGAAGCUAGCCCAGAAGCUUAGCCUAAGUUUUUCCUUUCUUUUCAGGGCUCAUUUUGCAGACGUCGUGUCCAAAGCGUUGAAUAUUCCAAAGUGGCGAUUGUUCAACAUUCAUACAGAGAAAGCCGAGAAUGACAAGUGCCAAAUAGCCAAGUUUGGGAUCAUUGGCAAAGGUAUGCCAUUGUAACGACGUAAAACUCUCCAGGAUUUACAGAAGCUAUAGCUGGCGUUCACAUGACGACAUCAAAAUUCUAAAAUAAAGAAUUAUCGAUCCUCCUGAGUUUUACGUUCAUGAAGUAGUAGAGCAGCUGAAAACUAAUAUUCAUACAAAUUCUCACCUCAAAAGGGCUCUUGGUUUUGUAAUAUAGUGCGGUUGAAUUUCUAAGCUUUUGUAUCUGCCUGGACACCAACAUGGCGUCUCCAUACAAAACGCAAAACAUUUGGGUAAAUCAUUUCCUCGAAUAUCUCUCAUAUGAAAAAUUGCAGUGGCCUGAAUUUUUGCGAGGAUCUUUGCAUAUUCACUUCCUUUCAUAUCCCAGAUUCUGGACCUAAUCCAUUGAACGGUUUUGAUUUUUUGAUGGCGUGACGGUGAAAGCCAGCACUUUGUUAUUUGCUAUUCCAAUAAUUCCGAUACAUAGAUAUAGGUGUAUUAAAACCUCUAACCACUGAACUCCGCAUAUCAACGGAAAUUGCAGGUAAUCAACUCCACGAGCCGGAGAGAAAAUUUAAGGAGGUUUUAAAUUCCAACCCCGACGCCUUCGACAAGUAUCGUCCGAGCGACGACUGUGGU